This is a messenger RNA of Microthlaspi erraticum, 372 nucleotides long. NCBI's taxonomy places the organism in Eukaryota, Viridiplantae, Streptophyta, Magnoliopsida, Brassicales, Brassicaceae. The record is from the annotation of a GenBank genome assembly.
AUGACUAUGUUCAUAAGUGCAACGAUGUCUCAUGCCAAAACGACAAUCGUGAUCAACAAUGAUCUUGGAGGUGGUUUAGCGCUACAAUACCAUUGCAAAUCGGGUGAUAAUGAUCUCGGAGCUCGAAGUCUGGCACCAAGUGGAUCAUGGUCAUUUCAGUUUAACCCUGAUAUCUUCGGGCGUACGUUGUAUUUUUGCAGUUUUAGUUGGCAGAGCGAGUCGCAUUAUUUCGAUAUCUACGUACAGAAAAGAGACAAAGAGUUUGAGAGGUUUGGAUGCACGAAUUGCUCGUGGAAAAUACGCAAAAAUGGACCUUGCAAACUCAACAAAAACACUAAUCAGUAUGAUGUUUGUUUUCCUUGGAAUAAAUGA